CGCUCACGCUACCCACUAACCCACCACCACCACUCCACCCCCCCAACCCACCCCCUCCGCGUGUGUGUGUAACUGUGUCGUAUUUGUGGAUAUUUUGAAGGAUACGCGAUGUGGAUAUUUCGCUAAUGGUGGAUAAAUGACGUGAACACCCCAAGAGGUCUUCCCUCGUCCGAACGCUUGGGAGUGGCAGUGGCGUCGGUGUCACGCUGUAUGUUCGAGCGUCACAUCCGGGUCAUCAGCUUAGAAAUACAAGAAAGGAACAAAGUUGAUAAUGCCUCGAUAGCAUAAGGAGAAGCUGCCCCCCCCCCUUGAGUUAAUAACAGACCAUAAACAUUAUAAACAAUCCACUUUAAUCUAACCAAAGGCAAAGCCAACAACAUGGGAUGUGGUCUAAGUUCAGAGGCCGCGGGCGUCUUAUCCAACCCAACAAGCCCGGACGAAGCUCUUGAGUUCGCGCUACGUAAUGGAGACGCUUCAGCCCUCCAGAAGGCCCUCGGCACCCACGCUAAUGUCAACAAGACGUUUAAGGACGACUCAGGCUAUGAGUACACAGCCCUACACAUGGUCGCCAAGCUCGGUACAACUCAGGCUGUGGGUGUCUUGUUGAAGGCCGGGGCGAAUAUCAAGGAGUUUGACAGUGACGGGUUCAGCGCGUUACACAUAGCAGCCAAACACGACAAACCUGACGUUAUAGCUGCCCUGGUGGAGGGGGAGACCAACGUCGACAUGGUCAGCCGAGAUGGAUCAACGCCUCUCAAAGUUGCCAUCAUUAACAACAGUCAUCAAGCCUUAUCCAAGCUGAUCGAGCUGGGAGCGAGUGUCAACGCCACGGCCAACAACACCGAGGCCCCUCUGGUGACGGCAGCCAAGACUAACAACACCACAGCUGUCUUAUCACUUCUGCAGGCCGACGCGCAGUACGAAGGGUUGAUGAUCCCCAUCAUGGACAGCGCAGAGAGCCUCGACCUGCUGACGUGGGCCACCAGGAACGGUCACAAGGAGGUGCAGGAUGCCAUCACGGCCAGGGAGGCGAAGGAUGGAAACCAAGACGACGAAAUGAAGGAGGAGGAGGAGGGGGAGGGGGAGGGGAAGGUCAUCACCAACGAAGAGAAGGAUAAGGACACGGACUCCACGAGAGAGGCGGGUGAUGGUGCAGAGGAGGCGGUGUCGCCAGGGGAGGAGCCUCCUGAUGCAGCCGAGGACCCACCAGCAGAACAGGCACCUGCAGAGGAAGCACCAGUGAACGAUGGUGCUGAAGAAGCGCCAGCAGAAGGCAAGGCAGAGGCGGCCGAGGAGGGAGAAGGGGAGAAGGAGGAGGAAGCGGAAGGCGAUGGCGAUGGUGGUGAUGCUGAUGGUGGUGAUGGUGAUGAUGGUGGUGGUGAUGAUGCUGAAGGUGAUGCCGAGGGUGGUGAUGCCGAGGGUGGUGAUGCCGAGGGUGGUGAUGCCGAGGGUGGUGAUGCCGAGGGUGGUGAUGCCGAUGCUGGUGAUGCCGAUGCUGGUGAAGCCGAGUCUGGUGAAGCCGAUGCUGGUAAAGCCGAUGCUGGUGAAGCCGAGUCUGGUGAAGCCGAGUCUGGUGAAGCCGAGUCUGGUGAAGCCGAGUCUGGUGAAGCCGAUGCUGGUAAAGCCGAUGCUGGUGAAGCCGAGUCUGGUGAAGCCGAUGCUGGUGAAGCCGAGUCUGGUGAAGCCGAUGCUGGUAAAGCCGAUGCUGGUGAAGCCGAUGGUGACGGUGAUGGUGGUGGUGACGGAAAAGGUGAUGGUGGUGGUGGGGGAGACUAAGAGAACAGAUCAUCAGAGAGACGCCCCAUCGUGGUGUGUGUCUCAGCGUCGUGGGGGGGUGUCAUUGUGGCCCAUCGCUCUUUCUCGCGUGGAAGAAUUUGUAUACCGUGCGUCUUAAUGGUGUAAAAAUAUUUAUUAUUAUAUACCAAUAAACAAAAAUGGUACUAAUUAUUACCAUGUGUGUGUGUGUGUGUGUGUCUGUGUCUGUGUGUGUGUGUGUGUGUCUGUGUGUGUGUGUGUGUGUGUGUGUGUGUGUACUGUCGUUUUUUUUUAAGACACACUUACGACCAAAGGGACACCUGACUAUACUUCAUAUGUGACCACCAAACAUUUGACUACCAGCCGCCACAUCAAGUGACCACCAGACACUCAUAACAUACACACAUCCACACAUCUGACUAACCACAACUGUGACUAACAUACAUACGACUAACCACAACCCACACACUCACACUGAAGUAUAAAUGUGAUGUGAUGCCGUGAUGUAGUAGCCAUUUUCUAGAAGUUACUAUUUACUAUAAUUAUGACAGUAAAGUAUAAGACCUGACACAGUUACCUAAUAUUCACGUAUAUUUUGAGAUUCAGAGUUCAAUUACCUUUUAAAUAUGUGACUUUAAUUAGUGUUCUUAUGUAUAAUUACAGGUGUUUUCAGUACAAAUAGGUUAUACAGAGUUUUAUUGUAAGGAAUUAAUCUUUUUUUUUAACGACAGGUUAAGAAACUUGUUAAAAUAUUGAAGAAACAAAAUCAUAUAUUGACUUAAAAUUUCACAAAUAACAAAAACUCUGGUGGUAGAGUUUGUUAAGUGUUAAUGUAUGAAGAGAGAGAGAGAGAGAGAGAGAGAGAGAGAGUCAGCAUAUUUCUCUUUUAAUUACAACUAUGUGUCAGAGUCAUACUGCCUUCCUGUACUAGUGAUAUAAACAGAUACAUUAUAAUAAAGAACUUACUAAG
Molecule: messenger RNA, 2725 nt
Organism: Homarus americanus (American lobster)
Lineage: Eukaryota; Metazoa; Arthropoda; Malacostraca; Decapoda; Nephropidae
Product: sodium/potassium/calcium exchanger 1-like
Exons: 9
Coding region: 379-1776 (465 amino acids)
Molecular function (GO): protein binding
Source: RefSeq, a predicted model, not a curated record